Diceros bicornis minor is the source of this 444-nucleotide messenger RNA. It is a transcript of the gene MPC1L, whose product is annotated as mitochondrial pyruvate carrier 1 like. Gene Ontology annotation, biological process: pyruvate import into mitochondria. Gene Ontology annotation, cellular component: mitochondrial inner membrane. The coding region runs from base 1 to 444 and encodes 147 amino acids. The record is from RefSeq and is a predicted model, not a curated record. The transcript has a single exon. NCBI's taxonomy places the organism in Eukaryota, Metazoa, Chordata, Mammalia, Perissodactyla, Rhinocerotidae.
AUGGCGGCGGUGGCAGCACUGUGGCGCAGAGCGAGGGACUACAUGAAGACCAAGGAGUUCCGGGAAUACCUGAUGAGCACGCACUUCUGGGGUCCAGUGGCCAACUGGGGCCUGCCGCUGGCCGCCUUUAAGGACAUGAACGCACCACCGGACAUCAUCAGCGGCCGCAUGACGACAGCGCUCAUCUUCUACUCGAUGGCCUUCAUGCGUUUCGCCUACCGCGUCCAGCCUCGAAACUUGCUGCUGAUGGCGUGCCAUGGCACCAACGUGGUGGCGCAGAGUGUGCAGGCGGGCCGUUACCUAAUUCACUACUACGGCGGCGGCACCGCGGCGGCCCCCGCUGCCCCCACCGUCACAGCAGCCACUGCCACCACCACUACAGCUACCACCUGCGACCCUGAGGAGGCCGCCUCCGGCCAGGCGGCCGUCAGCCUCGGUCUGUAG